ACCAUAGUUUGCCGUCCCUUCGCCCUCUACAUAUCCACAUUGUCUCACAAGACUUCGAUUCACCUGCACUUAAAACAAAAAGACACUGGAACAGCUUUACCACACCUUUUUUCCUGGACCUGUUGCAAGUAGAAACUGCCUUGCAAAUCCACGGUAAGGUAACCGUAAGACACGAGGAUGCCGAAGCCUUAUUAAAAUUAUCACUACGAUGUCAUGCGUGCGGUGCUGUGCAAAAAACGAUUCCCG
This is a messenger RNA of Nannochloropsis gaditana CCMP526, 246 nucleotides long. RefSeq names its product aprataxin. The record is from RefSeq and is a predicted model, not a curated record. Gene Ontology annotation, cellular component: nucleus. The transcript has a single exon. Gene Ontology annotation, biological process: double-strand break repair; single strand break repair. Gene Ontology annotation, molecular function: single-stranded DNA binding; DNA 5'-adenosine monophosphate hydrolase activity; single-strand break-containing DNA binding. The annotation marks the transcript as partial.